AUGCUUUCCGAGUCUUUCUUCGCCUCCACCGGCGGACCUCCCCUCUCCUCUAGGACGGAAAUAGCAAGGGAUGUAGGGAUCUACUCUUACCAGUUACAUCCCACACUGAGCGCGAAAUCCACCUUCAAGAAGAGUUCCACAUCUCCAAAUUGCCUGGCCGUCAGUGAUUCACAUAUCUUUGCGGCGCAAAAGGACAAGGCUCACGUCCAUGUCUACUCGAGGAUACGAGGCAACCAGGAAGCUUUGAUUCCCUUCCAAGAGAAAAUAACUUCUAUCGCUUUGAUACAAGAUGUCUUGCUCCUAGGCACAGCUCAGGGCAGACUGAUACUAUGGGAGAUUUGCACAGGCCGCCAGGCCGCUACCCCUGCUUGCCACGUUCAGGCCAUAACCUGCCUAGCAGCUACAUCCUAUCACGUACUCACAGGAUCUGAUGACUCGAACGUUCACGUUUGGUCGUUGCCUCACCUCCUCGACCUUGAUGUUCGGGCAGAUUAUGAACCAGACCGGUCCUUUUCAAAUCACAGGGCUGCCGUUACGUCUGUGAUCAUCUUUAAAAGCACUAAUCCGGAGACUUCCAUGUGCAUCUCUGCCAGCAAGGACAAGACAUGCAUUAUUUGGAAUUACCAGACAGGCGAGGCAUUGAGGACUCUGCUGUUUCCAUCCAUACCGCUCUGUGUGUGCCUAGAUCCCUGCGCUCGAGCUAUCUUUGUAGCCUCAGAGGAUGGUUCCGUCUUCGCGGUGGAGCUGUUCGGAGACAAAGCUCUCCUUGGUCCCCGCAGUGAAGGCCUUUCCUCGACUGCAGUCCAAGUCACCACUCCUCUCGGAGUCGCUGAGGCCGACGACGGACCGGCUUCCUGCAUAGCGUCCAGUUUUGACGGAACUACUUUGCUCACUGGCCACUCCAAGGGCAAGGUGCUCCAAUGGACCUUGGCGAGCGAUGGCCAUCCGACCAAGGUUGCAGAUUUAAAUUCACCUGUCACAAACUUGGUGUUCUCGCAGCCGAUGGCGGAGAAGAAGCCCAUCAAGAUCCACACCGUUGUCAAGCCCACUCGCGCAGAGAGGCAGUAUACCUUUACGGCGCAAUUAGAGACGAGCCUCGCCGACGAAACCAAGUUCAGCCGGGUGCUGAACUCCAAGGGCUUCCCUCCAGAUGUACUAGAAGCCGCCCUACUCGGUUUGGAGCAGUCUAAUUCAGGCACCUCCUCGGGCCAAGGGGCUGAUGAAGCGAACGAAGAGCUGUGGCAGAUUAUAAAUGAACAACGCGCCUUGCAACAGCUCACCUUCCAGAAAUAUGUCGAGGCCAAGACACCACAUUAG
This is a messenger RNA of Scedosporium apiospermum, 1317 nucleotides long. Its product is annotated as Ribosomal assembly complex component. Gene Ontology annotation, biological process: rRNA processing; DNA-templated DNA replication. Gene Ontology annotation, cellular component: nuclear pre-replicative complex. Gene Ontology annotation, molecular function: protein binding. The transcript has 2 exons. NCBI's taxonomy places the organism in Eukaryota, Fungi, Ascomycota, Sordariomycetes, Microascales, Microascaceae. The coding region runs from base 1 to 1317 and encodes 438 amino acids. The record is from RefSeq and is a predicted model, not a curated record.